UCAAGCAUCACCGGCCACUUCCUCAAGUGACAACCCAGAACUUUCCAAUCCUUGCCUUGAGCGCGGACGAAUGAAGCAGCUAAAGCAGGCACCGUGCACAGGCAGCAACCUUCAAGCGCAUCAUGUUUCGCUCGUAUGCAUCGGGCGCGGAGGAGGGAGUGUUCUGCGGGCAUCUGCAUCGUCACGCGCGAGCAUCGCUACCCGCUGCCCGCAGCCUCGACGCCAACAGCUCGCGCCCGCGCGCGCGCCUCUACGUGUGCUAUCUGAAAUGGGCCGUGCCGCCUCGUCCACCAGCAGCACAACCACCUCCAACUCCAACCCGGCUUCCCCUGCUGCCUACCUAGAGCCGGGGCCGUACAGCUGCCGGCAGCUGCCAGGCCAGCUGUCCUUCCUGAUUGGGCAGGGCAGCUCGGGGCCCCUGGACUGCGCCGUGCGCGUGUUUGUGCCGGAGGACGGCUCCGGCAUGCCGCGGCGCUGGCCGCUGGUGGUGCUGUCCGCCGGCUUCCUGCUGCGCAGCGAGCUGUACGACAGCUACGCACGUGACCUGGCGGCAUGGGGCUUCGCGGUGGCGUUGUACGACCUGCCUGAGAUCACGGAUGACGUCACCAUGGUCUCUGCCAUCACCUCCAUUCUGGACAUGGCCACUCGCGACCCCCGGGUCUCCCCCCACGUGGACUCGGGCUGCCUGCUGCUGGCCGGCCACAGCCGCGGCGGCAAGCUCAGUGCGCUGGCGGCGGCGGGUGACCCGCGGGUCCGCGGCAUGGCGCUGCUGGACCCGGUGGACGUGACCGGCAUGACGCCCAUGGGCCCCAACUACCCCUCCGCGCUGCCCGCUAUGCGUGUGGCGUGCGGCCCUCCCCGCCGGCUGCCGGCGCUGGUGGUGGGCGCGGCGCUCAACGGCGACGUCAUUCCCGCAGACGGCAACUACAAGCGGUUCGCCAGCGCCACGCCCGGCCCCUGCUGGCUGGUGGAGCUGCGGGGGGCGGGGCACUUGCAGUUCCUGGACAUGCAGGUGGGCCUGUUCUCUAUGCUGUCCAAAUCCGGACCCACGCCCGACGACCUUGUCCGCCGCGUCAGCAAGGCAGCGCUGGUGGCCUGGGCGCGGGAGCUGGCGCUGCCGCUGGCGCGCGGCGAGCAAGUGGACGGACAGCAGGCAAUGGACCGGCUGCAGCAGACAGCCGCCGCCGCCGAGCGCCUGGCACCCCUGAGCUACAGCCUCAAGGGUUUUGAGCCCCUGGGCGCGGCGGGCAGCGUCAGCGGCAGUAGCGCCGGCAGCAGCAGCUGCUGUGACACAGACGUGGGCAGCAGCAACAGCAGCAGCAGCGGCUUCGGAUCGGGCGCUUUCGGCUCUGGUGGCUUUGGCGCAGGCGGCUUUGGCGCCUUUGGCUCCGGCGCCGGUGGAAGCUGGGGCAGCUGGGGCGCAGGGCCCGCUUCGUCUUCUGGCGCUUCGUCGCCCGGCGCUUCAUCUUCUGGCGCUUCGUCUUCCGCCCCCACCUCUUCGUCUUCUUCGUCCACCGGCGGCGCGCGCAAGACCUGGUCGUCUUCCUGGUCGGGCGGCUUCAAGGCGCCAGAGCCAAGCAGUGACUGGUCCAACUACACCUCCGGCUCCAGCUCAGCCUCCGCGCCGCCUCCUCCUCCGCCUCCUCCCCCUCCGCCUCCGCCGCCACGCUCCGGCCCCUCCACCUCCUCCACGUCGUCUGGAUCCGGAUCCGGAUUCGCGCCUGUGACGUCAAGCUACGAGGAUCUGAUGAAGAUGCGCGCCAAGGCCCUGAAGGCGCUGCUGGUGGAGCGGGGGGUGGACUGCUCCGAUUGCUUUGAGAAGGCUGAUCUGGCACGCCGCAUUGUGGAGCGCUGCCGGUAGGUUGUUGUGGAGUUGUUGUGUGUCCGGUAUGCAGCGCUGUUGUUGGGUUGGUUGACAGCAAGAGAACGGCGGGGAGCAUAGCGGGUGUGGCCUGAGAAGGUGAGGGUUUGUUGGGUUUGUUGAGUACGGUAUUGGCCAAGCGAGGGCGAGAGGGGGUCAGAGGCAUGUACCGGUAUGUCCGCUUAUGGGCGUCUUAGGAGGAUGCCGCGGCGCAUGUUGUUGCGGCAUACUGGUACAUGGUAGUAUGUUACUGCUGUCUGGGGUGGAUUUGCAAGUUCCACUGGCAUGGGUACAGCAGCCUGCAUGCCUGAGGUUGAGGUGCACGCCACAGGUGCACGCGGGUGUACGCGGAAUCGUGUUCAGGGCAUACACACACUCAGCUGGGAUUUUGCACUUUGAGGGACGGUGACAAUUGCUUGCACUUGAUUGUAAUUGCUGUACAGUUUAAGUAGCGGCAAGAGGACCUGAAACAUCGCGGCAGGGGGGUCGUGCCCCCGCCUGCGCUGGAUCCAAGCUGACCGGUUUGCGGGACUGCCGGAGGCACUCAGGUUGUGGUGCUACAUGAAUAAGACAUAG
Molecule: messenger RNA, 2437 nt
Organism: Chlamydomonas reinhardtii
Lineage: Eukaryota; Viridiplantae; Chlorophyta; Chlorophyceae; Chlamydomonadales; Chlamydomonadaceae
Exons: 9
Coding region: 269-1861 (530 amino acids)
Biological process (GO): chlorophyll catabolic process
Molecular function (GO): chlorophyllase activity
Source: RefSeq, a predicted model, not a curated record